CUGGGGUCCAGGUUCAGACUAAUGCCGGCCGCUUAAACAUUUUCAGGCCAUUUAGAUCACCGCAGCUUCUCGAAGAUAUAAGCUUGGAGUUUUGAGCUCUCUUCUCAUUCAUCGCCUCGCCGUAGUUCCCAAUGGCUUCUUCAGAGAAAGAUGCAGCGCUCUCUGCUGCUGCUCCCACCGCCGACGAUGCUCCCACCAUAUUUGACAAAAUUAUAAAUAAGGAGAUUCCUUCCAAAGUGGUUUAUGAGGAUGCCAAGGCUCUUGCAUUUAGAGAUAUAUCUCCCCAAGCUCCUACGCACAUCAUAAUCAUUCCCAAAGUUAAAGAUGGAUUGACAAGGCUUGCGAAGGCGGAGGAAAGGCAUAUUCAGGUACUUGGCUAUCUGAUGUACAUUGCCAAAGUCAUCGCGAAGCAGGAAGGAUUAGAAGAUGGCUAUAGGGUUGUCAUCAACGACGGCCCCAGUGGAUGCCAAUCUGUGUAUCAUCUUCAUGUUCAUCUGCUUGGAGGGCGACAGAUGAACUGGCCUCCUGGUUAAUGAAUUUUCAUUUGAUUUUGUUUUGUCCAUAGGUAAGACAUCUGUAGUCGAUAAAGCUAUAGGAACUAUCCUUCAGACUUUCUAUGUUCCCUAAGCAUGAACACUAGUGCAAUGUUCUUCAUGAGUGAGCCACCCUUAUCUUCUUUUUUGUGUCUUCUAUGUUUAUUUUUCAUGAAGGAUCUUGUAUUGAAUUAAAUAACAAAUUUGGUUAAGUUAGUUAUUUGUCUAUGACAUUUUGGAUGAAAGCCCUUGUCGUUC
This is a messenger RNA of Asparagus officinalis (garden asparagus), 791 nucleotides long. Its product is annotated as 14 kDa zinc-binding protein. Lineage: Eukaryota; Viridiplantae; Streptophyta; Magnoliopsida; Asparagales; Asparagaceae. Gene Ontology annotation, cellular component: cytoplasm. The transcript is spliced from 5 exons. The record is from RefSeq and is a predicted model, not a curated record. Gene Ontology annotation, biological process: sulfur compound metabolic process; purine ribonucleotide metabolic process. Gene Ontology annotation, molecular function: adenylylsulfatase activity. Bases 132 to 533 code for a protein of 133 amino acids.